GGGAAGGAAAGGGGCCCGGAGUCGCCCGCUCGCCAUGGGGAACGUGCCCGGCGCUCUGCGCCUCUGCUCGCGGGGCUCGGGCCCGGACGAGAGCGCCCCGGCGGCCAGCUCCACAGACGCCUGCCCCAUCGAGCCGCCCAGAUACUCUCGGACCAAGAACUGGCAGACAGGCUGUGUCACCUACGACACCCUCAGCGCUCAAGCCAAGCAGGCUGCUCCAUGCAGUGAGAAGCGCUGCCUUGGCUGCCUUAUGUUCCCCAAGGAGAUGACGCGUGGGGCCCUGGAGGGCCCGCGGCCCCGGGAAGAGCUGCUGCUGCUGGCCAGGGACUUCAUCAACCAGUAUUACAGCUCCAUCAAACGCCUGGACUCCAAGGCCCACAUCCAGCGCCUCCAGGAAGUGGAGCAGGCCAUCUUGGAGACGGGCACCUACCAGCUGCUAGAGGCUGAGCUCAUUUUUGGGGCCAAGCAUGCUUGGCGCAACGCCGCCCGCUGCGUGGGCCGAAUCCAGUGGAGCAAGCUGCAGGUGUUUGAUGCGCGAGAUUGCAUGAGCGUCCAGGAGAUGUUCACGUCUUUGUGCACCCACAUCCAUUAUGCAACCAACCGUGGCAACCUCCGGUCGGCCAUCACCAUCUUUCCACAGCGGACUGUGGGCCGCGGCGACUUCCGGAUCUGGAACAGCCAGUUGAUCCGCUACGCCGGCUAUCAGCAGCCAGAUGGCACGGUGCUGGGUGACCCGGCCAACGUGGAGAUCACUGAGCUCUGCGUUCAGUACGGCUGGACCCCUCCCUACACCCGCUUUGAUGUCCUCCCCCUGCUGCUGCAGUUCCCUGAUGAAGACCCUGAGCUCUUCCCGCUGCCCCCUGAACUGGUCCUGGAGGUGCCCAUCAGCCACCCCUCGCUGGAAUGGUUCGGGGAGCUGGGCCUACGCUGGUACGCGCUGCCUGCUGUCUCCAACCUGCUUCUGGAGAUUGGGGGACUGGACUUCCCGGCAGCCCCCUUCAGCGGCUGGUACAUGAGCAGCGAGAUCGGCAUGAGGAACUUCUGCGACCCCCACCGCUAUAACAUCUUGCAGGAGGUGGCUCAGCGCAUGGGACUGGACACCCGGACAACCUUAUCCCUUUGGAAGGACAAGGCUGCUGUGGAGAUAAAUUUGGCUGUACUGCAUAGUUUCCAGCUUGCCAAGGUAACAAUGGUGGAUCACCACGCUGCCACUGAGUCCUUCAUGAAGCACCUGGAGAACGAGCAGCGCAUGCGAGGGGGUUGCCCAGCUGAUUGGGUCUGGCUCGUGCCCCCCAUCUCUGGCAGCCUCACCCCCGUCUUCCAUCAAGAAAUGGUGAACUACCACCUUUCCCCUCGCUUCUGGUACCAGCCGGAUGCUUGGAAGGUCUACGUCCCGAGAGGAACCACAGUCACCCGGAAGAAGACCUUCAAGGAGAUAGCCAAUGCAGUCAAGAUUACAGCUAAGCUGAUGGGCCACGUCAUGGCCCGCCGUGUCAAGGCCACCAUCCUGUAUGCCACUGAGACGGGCAAGUCCCGAGCCUACGCCCAGAGCCUGGAGCAGCUCUUCAAGUUUGCCUUUGAUCCCAAGGUGCUGUGCAUGGAUGACUAUGAUGUGGUUUCCCUUGAGCACGAGACUCUGGUCCUGGUGGUGACCAGCACCUUUGGAAGUGGGGAUCCCCCCGAGAACGGGCAGGUGAGGAAUUUUGCCAACGCCUUGAUGGAGAUGUCCUGUCCUUUCCUGGGCAGCCCCCAACCGGAGCAGUGCAAGAGCUAUAAGAUGCGCUUCAACAGCAUCUCACAAUCUGACCCGUGUGUGGCUGUGUGGAGGCGGAGGCGCAAAGAGUCCAGCAACACGGACAGUGCGGGGGCCCUGGGCACCCUUCGGUUCUCUGUCUUUGGGCUUGGCUCUCGUGCCUACCCGCAUUUCUGCGCCUUUGCCCAUGCUGUGGACACACGCCUGGAGGAGCUGGGAGGCGAGCGGAUCCUGCCCAUGGGCGAGGGGGACGAGCUGUGCGCCCAGGAGGAGUCCUUCCGCACCUGGGCCAAGAAUGUCUUCAAGGCCGCCUGCCACACCUUUUGUGUAGGAGACAAUGCUGAGGCAGCCGCCAAAGAGGUCUUCACCACCCGCUGCAGCUGGAAGCACCACCGAUACCGCUUGUCAGUCAACGGGAGCACCCCUGACCUGCUGGCAGGUCUGUCACAUGUGCACAAGCGCAAGGUGGUACCAUGCCGUGUUCUCUCCAUCCAGAACCUGCAGAGCCCGGAAUCCAGCCGAUCCACCAUCCUUGUCAAGUUGCUCACAGGGGACCAGCCAGAACUGCAGUACCAGCCGGGCGACCACGUGGGCAUCUUCCCUGCCAAUUGCAAAGAGUUGGUGGAGGGGCUCUUGGAGCGUGUCGAGGAUCCGCCUCCUGCCAGUGAGACUGUUGCCGUGGAGACCCUGGAGGUGGAGACUGAGGGCCCGAGGCGCUUGUGGGUCCCUGAGGGCCGCCUGCCCCCAUGCACGCUGCAGCAGGCGCUCACCUUCUUCCUGGACAUCACGACCCCUCCCAGCCCCCAGCUGCUGCAGCUCCUGGCCACCCUGGCCGAAGACCCAGCUGAACGGCAGCAGCUAGAGCGGCUCAGCCAGGAUUCUCGCCUCUAUGAGGAGUGGAAAUGGUUCCGAUGCCCGACCAUGGUGGAGCUGCUGGAGGACUUCCCCUCCGUCGCCUUGCCGGCUUCGCUGCUCCUUACCCAGCUGCCCUUGCUCCAGCCACGCUACUACUCGAUCAGCUCCGCACCGGAGGCAUCCCCGGGGCAGAUCCACCUCACCGUGGCCGUGCUGAGCUACCGGAGCAAAGAUGGGAAGGGCCCCCUGCGCCACGGAGUCUGCUCUACGUGGCUUUCCCGGCUAGCACCUGGGGAGAUGGUGCCAACUUUUGUCCGAGGGGCCCCAGGCUUCCACUUGCCGGAAGACCCGUCAGCCCCCUGCAUAUUGGUGGGGCCCGGCACUGGCAUCGCCCCCUUCCGGAGCUUCUGGCAGCAACGGCUGCAUGCCCUGGACUCUGCAGGCUCCCUACCAAGCGAGCUGAUCCUGGUCUUCGGCUGCCGCUCCUCCCACCACGACCAGAUCUACGAGGAGGAGCUCCAGGAGGCUCUGCAGAAAGGGGCCCUCAGCCGAGUCCUCACCGCCUUCUCCCGUGAUCCGGAUCACCCCAAGACCUACGUGCAAGACCUGUUGAGAAUGCACCUGGCAGGUGAGGUCUGGCAGGUGUUGUGCCAGCGAGGCGGCCACAUGUAUAUCUGUGGCGAUGUCACCAUGGCCACUGGAGUCCUGCAAACAGUCCAGCAGAUCUUGGCCAAGGAAGGGAACAUGACCCUGACCGAGGCUGGAGACGCCAUCAGCGAGCUCCGGGACCAGAACCGCUACCAUGAGGACAUCUUUGGCCUAACGUUCCGUGCCCAGGAGGUGGCUUUGCGCAUCCGCAGCCAGUCGUUCUCUGCACAUGCGCAGCAGACAGCACGGGGCCCUGCUCCAUGAGUACCUGCUCUUGCCAUGUCCUACCACUGCUCCAGGCUGCACCUCAAUAAAGCCUUUCGUGUUUUGAUAGA
This is a messenger RNA of Eublepharis macularius, 3591 nucleotides long. It is a transcript of the gene NOS3, whose product is annotated as nitric oxide synthase 3. The transcript has 26 exons. Gene Ontology annotation, biological process: nitric oxide biosynthetic process. NCBI's taxonomy places the organism in Eukaryota, Metazoa, Chordata, Lepidosauria, Squamata, Eublepharidae. Gene Ontology annotation, molecular function: flavin adenine dinucleotide binding; NADP binding; FMN binding. The coding region runs from base 35 to 3520 and encodes 1161 amino acids. The record is from RefSeq and is a predicted model, not a curated record.